Molecule: messenger RNA, 1056 nt
Organism: Eucalyptus grandis
Lineage: Eukaryota; Viridiplantae; Streptophyta; Magnoliopsida; Myrtales; Myrtaceae
Product: polyubiquitin
Exons: 2
Coding region: 38-796 (252 amino acids)
Biological process (GO): modification-dependent protein catabolic process; protein ubiquitination
Cellular component (GO): nucleus; cytoplasm
Molecular function (GO): ubiquitin protein ligase binding; protein tag activity
Source: RefSeq, a predicted model, not a curated record
GGAGAGGGAGUGGACGUGUUUUCAUCUUUCUGCUCCGAUGGGUAAUUCGCCUUCCGAACUUCCACAAUCUGUGCCUACAAAUUCUGACGAAGAAGAGGUGAAUCUGUACUUGAAGAUCAUCAAGACAACAGCCUUGAAAGCUAGGAGAGAUUCGACCGUGAAACAUAUCAAAGCAUCGAUUCAAGACAAGGAACAAAUCGAUGAACAUAGUCAGCUGCUUUUUUUCGGAGGAGAUCAUCUCGAAGAUGGAAAAAGACUAGUUGAUUAUGGCAUCCAGGGUGACUCCACGCUCCAUCUCAUCCUUCAGGACUCGACUAGGAUUAUAAUAAAGGUUGAGAUCUCAUUGACCCAGAAAAACUUGCUGGUCGAAGCGAGGCAACUAGAUACCAUUCAAAAUGUUAAAUUGAUGAUUCAAACCAAGGAAGGGAUACGGUCUGAUGACUUCGCUCUGGUAUUUGGUGGAAAGGUGCUUGCGGACGAUAGGACCCUUGCCUCACUCGACUUGCUGCCAAAGACCACAUUUCAUUUGGUUUUCCAUCCCAAAGAUGAUGUGUCAAUUAUUGUCGACAUGUCUAGUCGUAGAGUCACAUUAGGCGCUAAAUCUUGGUGCACUGUGCGUGAUGUCAAAGCCAUAGCUGGAGCAUUGAUGUCUGCGCAAGUCAUGACUUCGCAUAUGCUCUAUGAAGGAAAGCUUCUUGAGGAUCACAAGACAUUAGCUUGUUACAACAUUGCGGAUGGCUCUGUCUUACAAUUGGUGUCUCCUUGCUCCAUUUCAGAUAUUUGUCAAGAGCUCUAGUGGUGAGACUUUUGUUCUUCAGGUUUGCAGGUCUGACACAGUCAAGGAAUAGAAGGACAAGCUUCAUCAUAAGCUGCAGAUCUAUCUAUUCAGCAAAUAAAUAGAAGUUUUAUCUAUCAAUAUGUAUGGUCUUGGACCAUUAAUAAUGAUUUUUCUUUCGAGUUCGGUCACUUAAUAGAUCCACUUACUUCUAUUAUGUUAAUAUUAAUUACUACUGUUGGAAUUUUGGUUCUUUUUUAUAGUGACAAUUAUAUGUCUCA